CAUCUCGUCCUACAUGAGUCAACGACUGCGACCAGAUUCUGCUGCCUUUCCUCAGUGUGAGUAAUAGCGGCUGGCGGAGUAACACCUUGCCAGGCUGAGGAAAGGCAGGAGAAUCCGGCCCUAGCUAUUAACUCAUGUAGGACCCGCUCCCGAAGGGCUGCAGCUGGCAGAGUUGCGUUGGCAGACUGUUAAGAUUCAGACACAUAAUAGACACUGGGAUUAUAAAACUUUCUUUCCAUAUGGACAAAACGAAUCUUCUUCUGCUGCUGCUGCUGUUAGAAUAUAUACUUCAGAUUUCAAAGAGUCUAGAUUGUGACCAAGUGAAAAAAUCCACUAGAGCAGUUUCGGUGGCGUGGUCUGAGUUCCCGAAAGGAGAAAAUCCAGAUUUUUAUGUUGUAACAUAUAAGCUUACAGAUGACUUCCAUGAAAAAAUUGUAGAAAACAUUUCUUCAGUUGUGCGAAAACCUCUCAAUUCCAUAAUUCUGCUAGAAGAAGGAAAAAAAUAUGAUGUCACAAUAGAGUCAAUAAAGAAUGGGGCAAUUUUAAGUGUAAAGUCAUUUAAGACACGUGGAAUUUCAGGCAACAACAUCAAAACACUUGUGACAAGUACUACGAUAUCUUUUAACUGGAGUAUGUUAGCCAGUGAAUUUUCAGUUUCAGUUUCACUGAAUAACACUUUGCGGAUUAUACAACAAAAUGAUGUCUUUUCUGAGUGGGAUCAUUUGAUACCUGCAACUUUGUAUACUUUUACGUUUGAAUUUAAACAGCUGCACCUUGAAUUUAUAAAUGUGUUUCAAGCAAUGGAUAUUCAAGUUGAAACAGGUCUGUGUUCACAAGGAUGGCUGGCAUUCAAAGGCAGCUGCUAUAAAAUGAGCAAAUCAAGCAAGCCAUGGAGUAUGGCACAACAAAUCUGUGAAUUGUCUUCAAUAGGGGCACACCUUGUUGACAUACAGAAUGAAGAGGAACAUAUAUUUAUAUCUUCUUACCUCCAGACAGUCAAUCAAAUAAUCAUGUUAUGGACAGGUCUUAAUGACAUGAAGGAAGAAGGUCACUUUUUGUGGACAGAUGGAUCUCCUUAUCUUGGAAAAGCUGAGAUCUCGUCCUUGUCCUUGAUACUAGAGAAUGAAACUGACUGCUAUGCUUUUCAGCAAAAUCCAACUGGUCCAAACUAUUUCUUCACAGGAUUUUUCUGCUAUAUAUCUUUGCCAUAUAUUUGCGAAUAUGAAUUACCUUCUGUACCAGAAAACUUUGUGUUUAACGUGCAAGACAUCAAAACAACUGAAGCUGUGUUUGUCUGGAGUGAUUUGAAUGACUGGCUUAAAUCAGGAUUUGAACUUAUAAUUAAAUACUAUUUGGAUGAUUCAGAACAACAUUUUGAGCGCUUGCCUCUAAAUACAACACACACAACAAUUGUGCAAUUGUCUCCUGGUCGCCUCUAUAGGGUUUUACUAUCAGCAAGGAGCCCCAGAGGGGCACAAACUAACUUAAGUCCAGUUCUGAUGGUAGAGACAAGGCCAUUACAUUCUCACAGUUUAGAGGCUACACAUGUAUCAUCAACAGAAAUCUAUUUACAGUGGGACCCUCCACAGAACUCCUCCAAUGCAUCUUUUCAUCACUAUCUUGUCACUAUUUUGGACACUGAAGUGAACACAUCGGAGAAAUUACCAGUUCAGAAAAGCACCACUUCAACGGUAAUUAGAAACAUCAAGCCGUAUCAUCAGUACAAGAUAUAUUUACAGAAUGUAGCAGAAAGGGGAUCUCUAAGCUGCAGUGAGAAGCCUAUAUUAAUUACAACAGCUGUCAGUCCACCUAGCAAUGUUGUUAUUCAUCCCGAGGAUGUGCAAGAAGACAGUGUAAUUCUCCACUGGAAGGUACCACAAGAGGGCCUUGGAUCCUACAUUCAAGUGAAACCUACUACAGAUGUGGAUGAAACUGUAAAGUUUUUAGUAAACACCACAGAUAGAUUUAAGAUUAAUCAUCUAGUUCCCGGCAUGACUUAUGAAAUAGCAGUGGCAACUGUGAAUAAUGGAAAUAUGAGUGAAUUGAAGACUAUUCAAUGUACCCUAAAGCCCAAACCAGUUCAGAUUAUUGUCCCUUAUGACAUUUCUAGUAAUUCUGUGGUUUUAUUUCUUCAAAUGCCUGAUGUUGGAGUAUUUGAUGGUAUAUAUGUUACAAGCAAAGGAGGACCUAAUGCUAUGCUGGCUUUAAAGAAUGAUAAUAAAGUAACAAUUGAAAACUUGAUCCCAGGCACAGAAUAUGAUUUCUAUGUUUCUACAGUAAGUGGAAACAUGUUAAGCUCCAUAUAUCACGUACCUGGUGUAAAAACAUGUCUGGCAGCUCCACUAAAUGUACAUGAAGGUAAAGUUACAGAUACUUCAAUACAAAUUGUUUGGGAUCGUGCUGAUGGAAAUUUUCAGCUGUAUGAAGUCACAUGUACAAAUUGUGGAGGCACUAUCAUGGUCCAAAAAGUCAUGCAAGAAAUGGCAUUGUUUUCCAAUCUUAUUCCUGGAAUGCUGUACAACUUUACAAUUCGAACAGAAAAAGAAGGUUUCAAAGACAGCCUUCUUGUAAUAAAAGAAAUAGAGACAGUUCCAAGCCCGGUUAAAUAUAUGAAUCACAGUAAAGACUCAGAAUCAAUAACUGUUAACUGGCCAUCAGCACAAAAUAUAUUUGAUGGAUACAUUAUUUCAAUUAUCAGCAAAAGCUUCUGCAAAGAGGAAAUAUUAUCUUCCAGUGUAAGAAUGUUCAGAUUUGACAGUCUUUCUCCGGGGACUGACUUCUUAAUUAGUAUUUUGACUACCAAUGGAUUAAAGAAAAGCCAUCCUACCACUCUCAAGAUUAGUACUUAUCCUGAUCCACCCUCAGAUUUACAGGUUUUUGGACAAGAAGAGAAUACCGUAUAUUUGUCUUGGAAACUGCCAAGAGGAGGCUUUGAAAUGUUUCAGCUUUCCUAUUGUUUGAUAACGAACAGUGAAACGCUACGUACAACAACUGUUUAUGGCAGCAGAGCUGUAGUGAAAAAUCUGACCCCUGGAAUGGACUACUUGUUUCAAUUAAAGACAGUUAAAGGCUUGGAUUCCAGCAUGGCUGUGGAGAAAAAAGUCACCACAAAACCAGCUGGGAUAUGUGGUCUAACGUUAAAAAAGGCAAAUACUUCCUCUGCUACACUCAUGUGGAAUCCUACCAGGACCAACUUCACCCAUUAUACAGUAUCUGUAUCAAACAGUACAUUCAGGAAAGAAUAUAGUAUUUUGGCAGUGCUGAAUGACUACACAGUUACAGGUCUGACUGCUGGCAGCAUUUAUAAUUUCACAUUACAAAGAGUCAGAGGCCAUGUUGAAGGAGCUAUCACAUUCAUUGAAAUUGUAACAGAACCUGCAAAGCCAGAGGGUCUUAAAGCCUUCAAUGUUUCGUCACAUUCCUUCUCACUGAAUUGGAGACUGCCUUAUGGACGUGUGGAAAGGUUUCAUGUGGAUCUUAUUCCUGGUCACGGCUUUGUUACUAUCCUAGAACUUGGAGGUGGGGAGUAUCGGGCUGAUUUUUCUAGCGUUACUCCUGGAACAACAUAUAAUGUGACAGUUUCUUCAGUUUCUUCUUCAGCAUACAGUUCACCAGUCAGUAGAACAGUGACAACUAACGUAACCUAUCCAGGACCCCCAGUGUUCCUUGCCGGUGAAAAAGUAGGAUCUGCAGGAAUUCUGCUCUCUUGGAAUGUACCACCACAUCCAAAUGGGAGGAUUAUAUCCUAUAUUGUUAAAUAUAAGGAGGUCUGCCCAUGGAUGCAAACAACUUAUACCCAAGUAACAACAAAACCAGAUAGUUUGGAAGUUCUUCUCACCAAUCUUAACCCUGGAACAACUUAUGAAAUUAAGGUUGCUGCUGAGAACAGUGCUGGCAUUGGAGUAUUUAGUGAUCCUUUUCUCUUUCAAACUGCAGAAAGUGCUCCAGGUAAAGUGGUGAAUCUCACAGUUGAGGCCUUCAAUUAUUCAGCUGUAAACCUGAUAUGGUUUCUGCCUCAGCAACCAAAUGGAAAGAUAACCAGUUUCAAGAUUAGUGUGAAACAUGCAAGAAGUGGAAUUGUAGUGAAAGAUGUUUCUGUUAAAGUGGAGGACAUUCUGUCUGGGAGGCUACCAGAAUGUAAUGAAAACAGUGAAUCAUUUUUGUGGAGUACUACCACCCCUUCAACUACUUUUGGCAAAUCUACAUUUCCUUCACGGGCUAUGUUUACACUAAGUACAGUAGCACCUAGUCAAAUGAGCUCUGUCUGGAAUGAACCUAUUAGUUUUGUUGUGACUCAUCUUAGACCAUACACCACUUAUCUUUUUGAAGUCUCUGCCGUUACCACUGAAGCAGGUUAUAUUGACAGCACAAUUGUCAGGACACCAGAAGCAGUUCCAGAAGAUCCACCCCAGAAUUUUGCCAAAGGCAACAUUACCGGAAAGUCCUUCUCAGUGUCUUGGGAACCACCAACCAUAGUAACAGGAAAGUUUAGUUACAGAGUUGAGUUAUAUGGACCGUCUGGUUAUAUUCUAGAUAACAGCACAAAAGAUCUCAAGUUCACAUUUAGUAAUCUAACACCUUUUGCAGUCUAUGAUGUGUAUGUUGCUGCUGAGACAAGUGCCGGGAUGGGGCCUAAAUCUAAUUUAACAGUUUUCACUCCUCCAGAAGUUCCAAGUGCUGUAUCUGAUUUACAACUAGCAGAAGUAGAAGCCACUCUCAUAAGAAUUGCGUGGAGGAAACCAGAACAACCAAAUGGAGUCAUUACCCAAUAUAGGGUUAAAGUGUUAGCUCAGGACACAGGAGUGACUGUGGAAAACACAAUUCUCACAGCGAAAGUUAAGCAUUCGAUGGAUUCUGUGGAUCCAGACAUGUUAAAUGAAAAUAUCCAAUCUACUUUCGCUUGGGAUGCAGUAGAAACAGCCACUGGAUUAUAUGAAGGCUCAGCUGAGAUGUUUCCCAUGAUACAAACAGUUUCUUCAGUAACAUUUACUAGUCUAUCUAGUGAUAACUUGCCCACCAUAAAUGGAGCAGCAGAACUACAUUCAGUUUCUGAUAACCAGUAUGUCAUAAUUUCAUCUGAACAGCUGUCAUAUACAAUAAAAGGACUUAUACCUUUCACAGAAUAUACAAUCAGUGUAUCUGCUUUCACCAUUAUUGGAGAAGGGCCUCCAGCUGUUCUCACUGUUAGCACAUGUGAACAAGUUCCAAGCUCAGUGCAAAAUAUUUAUUAUAAAAAUAUUAGUUCAUCAUCUGUUUUGCUGUAUUGGGAUCCUCCAGCAAAUCCUAAUGGAAAAAUCACUCAUUAUACAAUUUAUGCAAUGGAACUGGACACAAAGAGAGCAUUUCACAUGACAACUACAAACAAUAGCUUCCUUAUAACAGGUCUGAAAAAGUACACAAAUUAUAAAAUGAGAGUAGCAGCUUCCACCACAGUGGGAGAAAGUGCUCUGUCUGAAGAGAACGAUAUUUUUGUGAGAACACCUGAAGAUGAACCAGGCUCCCCGCCCCAGAAUGUACAGGCAUUAGAUGUAACUGCAACAGGAAUAUACUUGAGAUGGUCACCACCAGAGCAACCUAAUGGGAUCAUAACUCAUUAUGAAGUUCUGUACAAUUAUGCCAAUGACUUAUUUAUUAAAAAUACCUCAGCUACAAGUAUUUUUUUAAAUGGCAUGAAACCAUACACUCUCUACAACAUUUCCAUAAGGGCUUUCACUAGACUUGGCCAUGGGAAUCAGUCAUCAUUUCCACUGUCUGUCAAAACUUCUGAAACUGUUCCUGAUAGUGCACCAGAAAACAUAACCUACAGGAACAUCUCAUCUACAGAAGUAGAGUUAUCAUUUUUUCCACCAUCUGUUCCCAAUGGGAUUAUACAGAAGUACACUGUAUAUCUCAGGAGGAUUAAUGGAACUGAGCUAAGAAUCAUAAACACUACUCUUCUGACGAUAAGUAUUACAGGUUUAAAGAAAUAUACCAAAUAUACAGUUGAGGUGUCUGCAAGCACUAACAAGGGUGAAGGGGUUCGUAGUGCACCUCUAAACAUACUGACUAAUGAAGAUGCUCCUAGUUCACCUCCACAAUCCCUCUCGGUAAAACAGUUGUCGGGUGUCACUGUGAAGUUGUCAUGGAAACAACCACUGGAGCCAAAUGGAAUUAUCCUCUAUUACACAGUUUAUGUCUGGAAUACAAUGUCAAAAAGAAGUGUUAAUGUAACAGAAACAUCACUGAUGUUCACAGACCUAGAAAAUAACAGUGAAUACAAAGUUUAUAUAACAACAAGUACCAGAUUUGGGGAUGGAAACAUAAAAAGUAGCAUUAUAAGCUUCAGAACGUCUGAAGGAGCACCAAGUGAUCCACCAAAAGAUGUCAUGUACAGAAACCUCACUGCAUCAUCAAUAAUGGUUAUCUGGUCCCCUCCUCAAAGGCCUAAUGGGAUUAUACAAUAUUAUUCAGUUUAUUACAAAAAUAAUUCAGGAAUUUUUAUGAAGAAUUUCACCAGCCAAGACAUUGACAGUGGUGUUGACAAUAAAUCUCUGUCUGCAGUAUUAGACAAUUUGGCAAAAUGCAGCUACUAUACUGUGUGGUUAACUGCAGACACUGCCUUUGGAAAUGGAAACAAGACCAGUGAGAUAAUACACGUAUAUACAGAUCAAGAUAUUCCAGAUGGCCCUGUUGAAAGUCUGACAUAUCAAAAUGUUUCUUCAACUGCUAUAAAUGUAAGCUGGCUUCCACCAUCCCAGCCAAAUGGUAUAGUCUUCUUCCUUGUUUCACUAAAUUUAUGGGAUACACAAACAGACAGUGAGAUAUUGUCUCUCAUUACUUACAAUACAAGCGUGUUUUUGGAUAAGCUGGAGAAGUACACUGAUUAUAUUCUGAAAAUCAUUCCGGCAACAGUGAAGGGGUCUUCUAAAAUGCACACUGUGAAACUACACAUCAAAACUGAAGAAGAUGUCCCUGAAUCUUCACCUGUAAUCAGAACGUAUAAGAAUCUUUCAUCUACCUCAGUUAUGUUGUCCUGGGAGCCUCCUCUCCAACCAAAUGGUAUCAUAAUAAGUUAUGAUUUAAAGUUAUUUGGACCAGAAAGGAAUGAUUCUUGGUCUACCUCCAAUGAUUCUAUAAUUCUAGAAGAUCUUUUACCAUUUACACUGUAUAGUAUUUUUGCUGCUGCAAGAACUAUCAGAGGACUUGGUCCCUAUGCCACGCUUAACUUUUACACAGAUGAGUCAGUGCCAUUAGCACCUCCUCAGGAUUUGGCUAUUUUCAACUAUACUGCCUACUCUGUGUGGCUAAAAUGGAGGCCAAGUCCUCAGCCAAAUGGUGCUAUUAAGAACUAUAGUUUUAAGAUUCAAGAAAACAUGAGUCAUACCAUAUUUUAUCAGAACGUUUCAGGUUCACACAGUGACGCAAACCUUGUUGGAUUAGAGCCAUUCAGCACCUAUUUUAUCAGUGUCUCUGCUUUUACAAGAGUUGGAAAUGGCAAUCAGUUCAGUAACAUUGUCCAAUUCACAACAAAAGAAUCAGCUCCAGAUGUUGUCCAGAAUGUUCAGUGUACUGCAACAAGUUGGCAGUCGAUUCUAGUGCACUGGGACCCACCUUCUAAGUCAAAUGGAGUGAUUACACAUUACAUCAUAAUAUUUGAAAGGAAUUCUACAAACAUUUCUGCUUCUGAUAAGGUGCAUACUUUCAGAGAUCUGCUAUCAAAUAUUUCUUACCAAUUUAAAAUAAAAGCUGCAACAUCUGCUGGUGAAGGAAAAGAACAGAUAUGCAAUGCCAGCACAUUUCCAGAAAAAGUCCCCAGUGCUCCCAGGGAUGUUGCUUUUUCCAACGUUCAAUCAACAAGUGUGACUUUGAUAUGGAGAACCCCAGAUACUAUCCUUGGCUACUUUCAAAACUACAAGAUUACUACACAGCUACGGUCCAUCCACUGCAGUGACUGGAAAAACGAUGAAUGUAUUGAAUAUGAGAAGGAUCAAUAUUCCUAUGAAACUGGUGUUGAUGACUAUAUGGAGGAGAUAGUACAUGAAUUAAAAAAAUUCAGAUGGUAUAGGUUUAAAGUUGCUGCUAGUACAAAUGCUGGUUAUGGCAACACUUCACCCUGGAUUUCUACACAAACUCUGCCUGGCUCUCCAGAUGGUCCUCCAGAAAAUGUAACUGUAGUAGUUACAUCUCCUCACAGUAUUAACAUCAGCUGGAGUGAACCUGACAUUAUUACUGGACCAACAUUCUACCUCAUAGACGUUACCUCAGUAGAUAGUGAUGAUUAUAAAGCUUCAUUUCUCAAGACAAAUUAUGAGGGUAAAACCCUGGAAAUUUCAGAUUUAAAAUCAUUCACAAGAUAUUCUGUAGUAGUCACUGCUUUUACAGGAGAUGUAAAUGCUGCACGUAGUGAAGGCAAGUCUAGUACUUCAGUAAUUGUCUCCACAUUUGAGGCAGUGCCUAAAGACCCACCUAGCAACGUAACAUUUCAGAAGAUACUAGAUGAAGUAACAAAAUUCCAAGUGACGUUUGUGCCACCAUCUGAAUCAAAUGGAAAUAUUCAAGUAUAUCAAGCCAUGAUUUACAAAGAAGAUGACCCUGCUGUUGUCCAGAUUCAUAAUCUAAGUGUCAUUGACAAAACAAAUAAAUCGGUCACUGCAGUGAUAGAGGGGCUAAAAGGAGGACAUACGUAUAAUGUCAUUGUGUAUGCAAUAAAUGGUGCUGGUGCAGGGCCAAAAAUCCAACUAAAAAUAACUAUGGAUAUUAAAGAACCACCAAGACCUAAUAAGAAACCAACACCAGUUUUUGAUACUAGUGGGACACUACUUGUUACUGCUACAACCAUUACUAUCAGAAUGCCAGUAUGCUACUAUAAUGAUGAUCAUGGACCUAUCAAGAAGAUACAAGUUCUUGUUGCAGAAGCAGGAGUUCAGCAUGAUGGAAAUGUUACUAAGUGGUAUGAUGCCUACUUCAAAAAACCCAGGCCAUAUUUUACAAAUGAAGGCUUUCCAAACCCACCCUGUACAGAAGGAAAUGAAGGACUGAGUGGCAAAGAAGAUAUGUAUGUUAUAGGUGCUGAUACUACAUGCAUGAUACCUGGGAGUGAAGAUAAAAUCUGCAACGGCCCCCUAAAACCAAGAAAGCAGUACUUAUUUAAAUUCAGAGCAACGAAUGUUAAAGGCCAGUUUACAGAUUCAGACUAUUCUGACCCUGUCAAAACUUUAGGUGAGGGACUGUCAGAAAGAGCUGUAGAAAUAAUACUUGCAGUUACUUUGUGUAUACUUUCCAUAAUUCUUCUUGUGGUGGCAAUCUAUGCUUUUGCAAGAAUCCGACAAAAGCAAAAAGAGGGAGGCACCUACUCCCCACGGGAUGCAGAAAUUAUUGACACUAAAUUCAAGCUGGAUCAGUUGAUCACAGUGGCAGACCUGGAACUGAAGGAUGAGAGAUUUACUCGAUACUCCUCAUUUUUCUUUAGACGCAAGGAGAUAUUUGUCAUCCAGUUACUUAGUUAUAGAAAAUCCAUCAAGCCAAUAAGCAAGAAAUCCUUCCUACAACAUGUUGAAGAACUUUGCACAGACAACAACCUAAAGUUUCAAGAAGAAUUUUCGGAACUUCCCAAGUUUCUUCAAGACCUUGCUUCAACUGAUGCUGAUCUGCCUUGGAACAGGUCUAAGAAUCGCUUUCCAAACAUAAAGCCAUAUAAUAACAACAGAGUAAAGCUGAUAGCUGAUGCUGGUAUUCCAGGAUCUGAUUACAUCAAUGCCAGCUAUGUGUCUGGCUACUUGUGUCCAAAUGAGUUUAUUGCUACUCAGGGACCAUUACCAGGAACAGUGGGUGAUUUCUGGAGAAUGGUGUGGGAGACUAGAGCAAAAACGCUCGUGAUGCUUACGCAAUGUUUUGAAAAAGGACGGGUAAGAUGUCACCAAUACUGGCCAGAAGACAACAAACCAGUGACUGUGUUUGGAGAUAUAGUGAUUACCAAAUUAGUGGAAGAUAUUCACAUAGACUGGACUAUCAGGGAUCUAAAAAUUGAAAGGCAUGGGGAUUGUAUGAUGGUACGUCAGUGUAACUUUACUGCCUGGCCUGAACAUGGAGUCCCUGAAACUACAGCACCAUUAAUCCAUUUUGUCAAGCUGAUCCGUGCAAGUCGAGCACAUGAUAACACACCUAUGGUUGUUCACUGCAGUGCUGGAGUUGGAAGAACAGGGGUUUAUAUUGCACUUGAUCACUUAACACAACAUAUAAAUGAUCAUGAUUUUGUGGACAUGUAUGGACUUGUAGCUGAGCUGAGAAGUGAGAGAAUGUGUAUGGUACAGAACCUGGCACAAUAUAUUUUUUUGCAUCAGUGUGUUUUGGACCUAUUGACAAGCAAGGGAAGCAGUCAGUCCAUAUGUUUUGUAAAUUAUUCAGCACUGCAAAAGAUGGACUCUUUGGAUGCCAUGGAAGGUGAUGUGGAACUUGAAUGGGAAGAAACUACCAUGUAAAUAUUUAAAGCAAAGAUUAUUAGGUCUUGAAAACCAAAUAGUAUUUUUCUAAAUGCAGGGGCCAAAACAAAUCCCCUUAUAAUGAAUUAAAAACAAUCAUUUUUUUAAAUGUUGAAAUGGUUCCUUUUCUAUCAAUGUGCCUUCAUAAAUGUGAUAAAUUAUUUUAUGCAAAUCACUAGGCAAUGAAGAUCAGCAAUACUUUUGCCCAUAUUGCAGUUCUGUUGUUAUAUAAAUAACUCAGUAUGUAUUUAAAUUGAAAGUGUGUUCUCAACAAAUGCCCCUUUUCCCCAGUUAUCUUGUAAAAGAUUAAAAAUGAGCCAAAUGUGAAGGAAAAUGUUCAUAUUCCUAACGUGCAUAAUUCAGUGUGAAUUUGAUGUAUUCUUUUGUUUGGUUUUGAGUAAAAGCUUGAAUUCUUUGACUCAGUCAUGUUAGUUUGGCCUCUAGGGUGUUGACAAUUCUUGUGGAUUACUUCCAAUACUGUCACAAUGAUCUUUACCUAAAUGUAUGUUCUUGUGUUUUAAAACUGCUGUUUUAUGAGUGCUAGGAUAUCAUCUCAUGAUCCUGAACAGCUGAAGAGUCACCCCCUGACACUGCGAGGAUUAUUCAGCUUUUGCACAGCACACAGUAGCUCUUCAGGGAUAGUUGGGGCUAUUUAAGCUAACUUGUGAUCACCCGGUUGUUGUUUUUAAAUGUUGCUAGUGAUUGCACAUGUUUGAUAAUGAAGAAAGGAUCUCACAUUCCUGCUACUUUUGUAAAACUG
Molecule: messenger RNA, 11217 nt
Organism: Mauremys reevesii (Reeves's turtle)
Lineage: Eukaryota; Metazoa; Chordata; Testudines; Geoemydidae
Gene: PTPRQ
Product: protein tyrosine phosphatase receptor type Q
Exons: 64
Coding region: 240-10457 (3405 amino acids)
Biological process (GO): protein dephosphorylation
Molecular function (GO): protein binding; protein tyrosine phosphatase activity
Source: RefSeq, a predicted model, not a curated record